Molecule: messenger RNA, 4756 nt
Organism: Wyeomyia smithii (pitcher-plant mosquito)
Lineage: Eukaryota; Metazoa; Arthropoda; Insecta; Diptera; Culicidae
Gene: Marf1
Product: meiosis regulator and mRNA stability factor 1
Exons: 11
Coding region: 241-4038 (1265 amino acids)
Source: RefSeq, a predicted model, not a curated record
GACGAUCGGUUGUGCCAUUGUUUGUCUAUCGCUCUGACACCAGUAGCAUAUUCUACAGGGAUCCAGAUUGAUCUCGUUUGUGUGUUUUAGGUUUUAAUCAUUAAAUUAUAUAAAUAAUUCCCACUAGUUAGAAAGUGUUAGCAUAAUUGCGUUUUAGAUUUGUUCUGAAAGUGCUAUUUUUAUAACGUAUAGUUUGCGCUGUGUGUCAACGUUACGAGACAACGUACAAAAGAUUUAACCAUGACUAAUAACUACUACAGUCUUCAAUCGCGAACAAUGCCGGAUCUGGUGGCUAUUUUGGGUUCAGAAAAUGCCAAACAACAAAUUCCAAGGCAUUGUGGAAAUCUGGGCUACAAUGUUAAGCAAUACAGUAAUUGUCAGACACCGUACGUUCCGCAGAUGUACGGCAACUUUUAUCAAAAACAACGAUUCAUGCCUUAUCCGAAUCGCAACCAAAUUCCGCCCAAUCAGAGCAACCAUUUUCAGCAAAUGAGCACUAAUGUCAGCUAUACGAAUGGUAACGGAGCAGGCAAUAAAUCGCUGAACUCCUCGCUUAACAGCAGCUGUUCCGACUCUGGAAAGAACUCCACAUUUUACAGCGGUGGAAGCACCAACGGUAGCAAUUCUAGUAAUACCAGUCAGUGCAGCACAAGUAGCAGUGGUACAGGGACCGGAAGUGGAUAUAGUUAUCCUUGCGGAAUCAUGCAAUCCACGACCAUGGACACAAAAGAGAUGGUCGUACUGCAAAUAAGUAAUUUGGAUCCAUCAAUCGAUGAACACAAGAUGCAUCAAUAUUUGCUUUGUCAACUGAAAUCAAUUACGCCUGUUCUGUCGUUGACGAUAGAAAGCCCUUCGCUGGCGAAGGUCAAAGUUCCCUCGGCUCAAUUUGCCAAACUGGUGGUUGCAAAUCUUCAUCGUAAGAAGAUCGGCCACAAACGCAUGGUUGUUUCGUAUAUUAAAGACCCGUCGUCCGCAGAAUCAUCCGCCCUUCGUUGCCAGGUCGCUGGAUUACUGAAAGACGUUCCACUGUACAGUUUACCUAUCAAUAAGUUUCGCGAAUUGUUUCAAUCAAGGUUCAAAUCUUCGAUCAGCGUUUUGGAUCUUUAUCGCAUGCCAGACGUGUGCACCAUCACGCUGGAUAAAAAUGAGGAGAAAUUUAUUUGUCUGCAGCCGGAUGUGAUCAAUUCAUUGCAGAACAACCCACUGGUUGAGUCCUCACAACACAGUGUUCCAUACUGCAUAUAUCAUUUUAAACAAGAGAAGGAGAAGGGUUGGGCAGAGCAAGAAAUCGAGCCGUUGCCCAAUGUCGUGAUGAGCAUUAGUCAGCUACAGUCUGUUAUCUAUUCACUGCUUAAGACUCACAAGGAUGACAUACCCGUAGCUAGCAUUUUAUAUUGUAUUGAAAAUGAACUAAAGAUGAAGGUAACCCCGAAUGAGGCUGGAGUUCCACUAGAGCACUUGCUGUGUUGCAUCCGUGGGGUGCAAAUCGUGAACAACAAUUUUGGAAUCAAAGUGCUAACCUGGUUGGACCACGAACUCAACUCUAUCAAGGAUAACGAUGAUGCUUCAUCGGUAAACCUGCGCUACAUGCCAAAAAGUCCCAGCAAUGAUUUUCUGCAACAGAUUUCACGCGAGGUCGUCGAGCUAAUCAAGAUGUCUCCGAAGUCCACGAUGAAGUUCACCCGUUUUAUUCCAGCGUACCAUAAUCACUUCGGCAAGCAAUGUCGUGUUGCAGAUUACGGCUAUACCCGCUUGAUCGAGUUGUUCGAAGCGCUUUCCCCCGUGGUCCAAGUGAUGGGCGAUGGUGAGAACCGUCAGAUCACACUCACGCACCGUACUCAGAUACGGCGCUUCACUAGUGAUCUGUUGAAAAUUCUUCGAACACAGGUGUCAAAGUCGAUCUUGCUGUCGCAACUGCCGAUGAUAUUUUCCCAGGCCCAGAACAAGAUCUUUGAUGUUACGGAUUACGGGGUGUGCGAUAUCUUCGACAUAAUCGAUGGAUUGGUUUAUAACAACUCGAUCGUUACUAAAGUGUAUAACGAAACGGAUGUUUUGAUAUCGAUCGUGAAGCGGAAACAAACGGCAAUGGAGCUGGAAAAGACGUGCAUUUUUGCGGGAGAAGUCGUUGAGUUGUUCAAAAAUGCACCGCAAUAUUCUAUUUUAUUCAAGAAAUUCGUCAGAUCUUAUCACUAUCAUUUCGGAUACCAGUGCCGGUUAAGUGAUUAUGGUCUGAUGAAGCUAGCAGAUUUGUUGGAAACUAUAUCCGGAGUAGUUGAGAUGGAACAAAGUAAUGAUGAGGAUCGGAAAAUUUUCCUCAAUAGCCGCAUGGCAAGACGUAUUUUUGCCGAGCAGGUGCAGGACAUUAUCAAACAUUGCAGUGGGAACAGUGUUUCAAUGAUUCGUUUAAGUGAAAUUCUUAAUUUUCAUAAGAGCAAAUACGGCUACCAGCUUCAACCCUGUUGCCUAGGAUUUUCCAACAUGUACGAUGCCGUGAAGGCGCUUCCCUAUAUGGAAGCCUUUGAGUCUGGGAAUGACUGCAUCGUAAUAUCACAUAUGGAAGAUUCUGUGUUUCGUAUGCGAUCCUAUGCUGCUUGCCUGUGUAUUCUAGACUCAAACAGAGAUCGUUUGCCGAUUGGCGAUUUCCUGCGAAGCUACUUGACCAAAUUUAAAGAAAGUUUGACGGAGAAACAAAUUUAUGAUAUGAAGCAUGCUAUAACGAUUGAAUUAGAAAAGGGAAGCCAAACUGUGACGCUGACAGCGAUGAUGAAGUUUAUCGUUCGCAUCAUACAGGUGCUCAAGCAACGAAGCCCUAUGAAUCUGAUAGAUCUGAAGCAUGCUCUGAAUAUGUCGCUUUGCACGUGUUUUGAAUUUGGCUAUCCUAAUAUAUCUUCGCUUAUUGGGGCUUUUCCAGACGUAUUUGUCGCCAGCAACAAUUACGUUCAUGAGAGAGCUGACAUUGAACUGAAUCGUGACUGCAUUUUGAGUAAAGCAUGCUACUUUGGUGAUGAAAAAUCCUCUCUAAUGGGGGGAAGGGUAAGUUUAACUGCAACUAGCAGUUCCAUCCCAGCGAACAGCAAAAUGCUUGUAAACGAACAAAAAUUAUCCUCCGCUUCAAUGACUAACGACUUUAGAAAUUUGUUCUAUAGUCGUCAGGAGGCGAUUGCCCAGCAUCAAAUGCUCCAACAGCAGCAGCAGCAACAGCCUCAGCAGGUUCCGAAACCCCUUCAACCGCUGCAUCCUUCACAGCAGGUGAACCAUCAACCGCCGGUUCCGUUUUAUCCUAACAACCGUUUCAACACCCCAAUGUUGAACGGAAACUAUAAUAUGGCAGCAAUGGGUCCUUCUGCUACGGCUUCUUCGUCUUCUGUAGCCGCUGACAUGAUGACUAGUCAUAAUCAGUCGCUGAUUAUGAAAAACCACAACAAGGAGAACCUAUACUAUGGUUACGACGAAAUGCAACAGAUAAGACUGCAGCAGCAGUACCAACAGAUGCAGCAACACCCACAGCAAACCGCCAACUCGCAAAUAAAAUUUGCUGGGAUGGCCACGAAUAUGUGUACUGCUUCCAGUAACGUUCCCGCGAUGACCACGAACCUGUCCGGAACGGGACGAGAACAGUCACAGCUGAUCGGUACCAGCUCAGCAAUGUCUGUGGCGUCGACAGCCACCGCCAGUGUCCUGCAAAACUCCACGUGCAAAUUAUACGAACGUAGACAACAACAAUCAACUGCCAGUUUACAAUAUCUUAAUUGUAAUAGUUUGGGAUACGGACUUUUGUCGGAGUUUUACGAGCCACCAAAGCCGGACACGCCACCAUCUCGGAACAUUCCUUACUGGAUCGAUCCCAUCUGGACCAGUGAUUCGACUCCGGUUGCCGAAAACGAGCAACCAGCGGCAGCCACUGAUCAACUUCUCAACAUUCCGUUGCCACAACUGAAGACGUACAACAAGCUGCCGAUUAUUUUAACCCCUUAUGUUCUAUCGUUGACGAAGAGCUCGUCCUUUUCCUUCGAUCUCGAUAAAUCUAAACAGAUUUAAAUGAUGUCCCUUUGGCCCUUUGGGACCAGCACAUUCGCAGCACACGAAAGAAAGCAGUGACCAAAGGGAGACGGAGCUGAACAGAGCAACUCUCUUUCCUUCGCCUGCUGUAGUUCGGAAAAGGACAUUUUUUCUCUCAAUCAAAUCAAUUGCCGUCAACGACGCCGUUCCAUGUGUCACCUCAUAUUUCUACUCUCCUGAUGAACUUGAUGUUUUAUUUGACAUGUUGAGCAUUCUGUACUGUCGUAGGUGUCAAUUUAUGAUCCUUUCAUGAGGUUAACUUUUUUUAAGGUAGAUUGUUUAGUAGUUGAUGAUAUCAUUAUUAUUAUUAUUAUUAUUAUAGGUAUUAUAUAAAGCUAAAAGGUAUUUAUUUCUAUUUAUGAAGAAGAAAGAAUCGAAAAAUUUAAUUAUGCCAGGCAGCAUGUUUUAGGGAUCAGAGGUGAACGAUAGUGAUGAAAUAAUGAUCCUGUUAAUAGUAUAAUGUUAAAUUAGAAUAGAAUGGUAGCUAGGAUAUUUAAAGUAGAAGAGAAAUCCAGGACACAGUUUUUAAAAUUGAUGUGUGAAGAAGAAACGGUUUGCAUGAUGAUUCGAUUUUAGGUCGAUGGAAGACUAUGUGUAAAAGAUCGAGAUAUUUCCAGAUUUUUUAUGUUGAUAAUUUGUGCGGUGAUUAAUGUUAAUGAAUAUGUAAGCCGUUCAAUAAAUUGAGUUUAUAAAUUUG